This is a messenger RNA of Hypanus sabinus (Atlantic stingray), 7204 nucleotides long. RefSeq names its product complement component C7-like. The coding region runs from base 1112 to 3613 and encodes 833 amino acids. Gene Ontology annotation, molecular function: protein binding. NCBI's taxonomy places the organism in Eukaryota, Metazoa, Chordata, Chondrichthyes, Myliobatiformes, Dasyatidae. The transcript is spliced from 18 exons. Gene Ontology annotation, cellular component: membrane attack complex. The record is from RefSeq and is a predicted model, not a curated record. Gene Ontology annotation, biological process: immune response.
UGUCCACUCCCCUGGACUCUGGGAGCCCAUCUUGAAACUCCAGACCGAGCAAUGAAGAUACCUCCUCCCAAAGGGCCUCCUGUUUCCUUUCUUGAGACCUAAUUCUGAUUUCUUUUUGCCUUUCCAAUCUCCCCAAUAGCUUUUGAAUAUCAGAGUUCCCUGAUUAUGCCUUCCUCAUCCUUCACCCUUACAGGAACAUACCAUUGACUCUCUGGGAUAAUGUUUAAAAUGGCUUCCACUUCCUAGCUGUAGCCUGCCAGAUUCCGUUUCUCUCCCUCACUCUCACUCUCUCCCUCGCUUUCUGACCAUCUGCUGGUAUCUCAUACCCUCUCUCUACUCUCUUCAUCCCCACCUCUCUCUUUCCCCUACCCCCUCUUUCCCUCUCACUCCAGCCCCCAUCCCUUCUCUGUCACUUACCCUCUCUCUCCUAACUCAAUCUCAAACCUCUUCUCCUUCCACUCUUUCACUCUCCAUCUCCCAUCUUCUUUCCCUCACCCUCUCUCUACCUCUCCCUUUCUCUCCCACACGUUUGCUAUUUCUUGCUCUCUCCACAUAUCUUCCUUUCUCUCUUAAUACCCCUCUCUUCUUGCCCUGUUGCCCCCAUCUCUCCCCCUCUCUCUUAUAUCUUUCCUCUCUCUCUCGCUCAAACCUCUCUGUCUCUCGCCAUCCCUCUUCUCCCUCACAUUCACUCUGGUACCCCACUCUCCUCUCACCCCUUCUCUCUCUCACACACCCAAUCCCAACCUGUGUCUCACUUCCCUUCACUCUGCCCAUCUCCUAUCUCCCUCACACACUCCUUCCUCUUUCCCUUCCUAUCUCCCUCUCCCUCCUCCCUUCUAUCUCUCUCUCUCUCCUUUCCUAUCUCUCUCCUCUUCCAUCUCUCACUCUCUCGCAUUUACUCUCUGUUUCUCUGUCUCUCACUCUCUCUCCUCCCUUCCCUCCCUCUCAUUAGCACUUCCAGGAGCCGGGUGGCCGGUGAUGAGAACCAGUUAUUCAGAAGCUCCCCCGGGUCCCAGAGUUGUGAAAUCAGUGGUUGCUGUGAUCAGCGAGAGGCUGCAGGCAGACAGAACCCAGGCUGCUGUCAAUUAAACUGAGGGCGAGAGAACACAACAUGAAGGCCCUGCUGUCCAUCUGCCUGCUGCUGACCCAUGCGAAAGGGAAUGCCCGUCACUGCCGUUGGGGUCCCUUCACCCCAUGGAGCGAGUGUGAGGGUUGCAACCACACACAGAGCCGCUGGAGAGCAGUAGCCGAGUUUUCGGAGUUCGGAGGCAAGCCCUGCACUGGCGAACGGUUCGAGAUGCGAUCCUGUACACCCACCCGGGGCUGCCCCAUGGAGGAGGGCUGUGGGGAGAAGUUCCGCUGUGCCUUAGGUCAAUGUAUCAGUCAGAACCUGGUGUGUAAUGGGGACGAGGAUUGUGAGGGAGACGGCUCCGACGAGACCGGCUGUGAUGAAUGGAGAAUGGCCUGUGACAUCGAUAAGCUUCCACCUCAGGCCGAGCUCACUGGAAAUGGUUUUGAUAUUAUCAAGGGUGAGUUUCGAAGGCCUGUCAUCAACACCAAGUUUUUCGGGGGGACCUGCCGGAAGGUCUUCAGUGAGGACACUCGGAACUAUUACCGGCUUCCACAGAGCCUCCUCCGGUACACCUUCCAGGUGCAGGUGAAGAAUGAUUUCAAUUUCCAAGCCUACGAGAGUAGUUGGUCCUACAUGAAGCAGGAGUCGGGCUCGUACUCUGCCUCGGGUCGCAGCACUUUCUCCAGCUACAACGAGGCAUACAACACGUUCAGAGACAAAAACAACCAGAAGUCAAAGGAGCAGCUGUACCUGAAGGUGGAGAAUGAGGUGGAAGUGGCGCAAUUUGGCAACGAGAGGCCGGACCGGCUGCCUUUACCGAGCGCUUUCCACCGCGAGCUGCUGCAGCUCCCCGCCGUCUACGAGCGAAAUGCCUACCGCCGCCUCAUCGAGCUCUACGGCACCCACUACCUCCGGCGUGGCUCCCUGGGCGGCCGAUACCGCCUGCUCUUCCUCAUCGACAAGGAGCGACUCAGCAACGCAGGGAUCACGAAGGAGGAUAUGUCGAAAUGCUCACAGACCUCCAUCAACCUGUUCUUCAUCAAGUACCACAGCGGGAAGUGCAGGAAUUACCAGAAUGCUCUCCAGACUGCCUUGGGCAGUCAUACGGGGAAGGCAGAGGGCCUGUCCUCCACGGUGGGUGGACGAGCUGCCUUCAUCGCUGCCCUCAGCCUUGUGGACAUGAGGAAUCCUCAGGCCAACAGUGACGUGUACCAGCGCUGGGCUGGAUCCGUCAGUCAAAACCCCGUCAUCAUCAAACAGCAGCUGGCACCAUUGGAUGAGCUGGUGAAGGAGGUACCGUGUGCAGGGGUGAAGAGACUUUUCCUCCGCCGGGCACUGGCCGAGUACGAAGCCGAGGUUAACCCGUGCCGUUGCAGGCCCUGUGCCAACAAUGGCCAAGCCCUGGUCAUUGGCUCCAGCUGCCAGUGCUUCUGCAAACCCUACACGUUCGGACCGUUGUGUCAGAGGGGUGUCCUGGCUCAGGAACGGGAGAGCGGGACUGGAGUAGACGGAGGCUGGAGCUGUUGGAGUGGAUGGAGGGAGUGUCAGGGAGGACAGAGACACCGAUCCCGUAACUGUAACAACCCGGCGCCAGGCCCCGGUGGGAGAGCAUGCACGGGCCAGCACCAGCAGUCUGAGGCCUGUCCAGACUCCGAACUGGAGUAUCUACGCACGGUGGAGCCACACUGUUUCGAAGAGCAGGAUGGUCCAAUAAGAGGUUGUACUGCACCUCCCCAUCUGGAGAAUGGGUUCGUUCAGGAAGCUCAGAGUGUUUAUACAGUGGGAACUCACGCUAUGUACGUGUGCCAUGCUGGCUACUACCUGUCAGGAGGCGAUGGAGCAGUGAGGUGUGGGGAAGACCUACAGUGGGAGCGCAAUGAACUUCGCUGUUUGCGGACAGAAUGCGUCCCACCCGUGGUGGGCCCCGGAGUGGUGGUCUCUCCUUCCAAACCCAGCCACAAAAUUGGGCAGAGGAUCUCCCUGUCCUGUUCUGCGUCCCUGGCCUUGCAUGGUCCCACCAGCAUCACAUGCGGCCCCAGUCUGCUCUGGGACCCUGAUCCGCAUGAAACCAGGUGUGAGUCAGUCCCUGAGGAGGAGGAGGUCAGUCCACAACCUCAAUGUGCCCCAUGGAAGAAGCUCGUGCAAAUGGAGUGUGUCUGCAAAUUGCCUUACGAGUGCAGUGCCUCUCUGCCAGUCUGUGUGAGGGACAGAGGGAGCGGCCGUAACGUGCUGUUAACCUGGUGUAAACUACAGUCGCUGCAGUGCCUCGGCCAAGCCUUCGACUUGGCUGCAGACGCAGACUGCCCAGCCCCAGCCCCUAUGGCCAGACGCUGCGGGGCCUGCGCGCCCUGGGAGACGUGUGACGCCCAGAGUGGCAGCUGUGUGUGCUCGGAGUUGGCGGAGUGUCCACAGCUGGGGAUUGAGUUUUGUGCCGAGCUGGAGGACAGCGAGGGUGAGCAGACCCUUAGCGAGUGUCAGGCCGCUGUCCGGCAGUGUCGGGGUCAAGCCUUCACCCUCACCGCCUCGCAUCCCUGCCCCUGACCACCGGGCACCUCCUCUCCCUACACUGUCCAUAUAGCCUCUCCCAAUCCCUCCCCCUACACUGCCCACCAUUCAUGCCCCUGGCACAGUCCGCAACACACCUCUCCAUUGCUCUAGGCUGACACGCUACCCCCUUCCCCACCACCUGAUACCCACAUCUUCCUCACAGCCCAACAACUCCCUCCACAAACCUCCACAUCCUACCUUCUCUCCCCCUCAAACCUUUGUUCUUUCUGCCUCCAAGCCUCACCCUCCCUCAAGUCAAGUUAAUUAUCAUUUAACCAGCUAUGGGCACAGCGAAUAAAACAGCACCCUGGGCCAGUGGGGCAAAGCAGGUAGAAUAGCACAUUCAAAAUAUCGAGCAAAGAAGCAAAUUCACUGUACAAAAACAUAAAUAGUCUAGGACCCUGAGUGACAAUGUCCAGCAAUCGAUGGUAGAGUCUCCCGGCAACGUGAUUCCACAGCUCAAACACAGGGGGCAGCAAUGACAGGCCCACAGCCGAGUGCGGACGCCAUGCUGUAGCACUUCCACGUCUCUCACCUGGUCUGCAGCAGCUGGCUAGCCCAAGGCUUGAGGCUUAGUUCUCACUACAGCUGAGGCCACACAGCUCCCAUGUUGCCUGUCCCACCACCAGACAAGGGUAACAGGCCUGUGGCAACUUACAUUAUCACUGUCCAACGGUGUCCUGCGAUAUCAAGUGUAACGUCCAAGGCAAUUUCCCACGGUUUUACUGCACCAAAUCCGACGUUUCUGAGUAGCGGGCUGCAACAUGGACUGCAGCCAGGUCAGCUCCUCCACACCCAAACUGGCUCCUCCGAUACCCCAACCAUCUCCUUUCCAGUCGCAAGACCAUAAGACAUAGAAGCAGAAUUAGGCCAUUCAGCCCAUCGAGUUUUCUCCACCAUUCCAUCAUGGCUGAUCCUGGAUCCCAUUCAACCCCGCACACCUGCCUUCUCACCAUAUCCUUUGAUGCCCUGCCCGAUCAGGAAAACAUUGACUUCCACCUUAAAUAUGCACAUGGACUUGGCCUCCACCGCAGUCAGCGGCAGAGCAUUCCACAAAUUCACUACUCUCUGGCUAACAAAAUUCCUCUUUACCUCUGUUCUAAAGGGUAGCCCCUCAAUUUUGAGACUGUGCCCUCUAGUUCUGGAUACCCCCACCUGAGGAAACAUCCUCUCCACAUCCACCCUAUCUGGUCCUUUCAAUAUUCAGUAGGGUUCAAUGAGAUCCCUCCGCAUUCUUCUAAAUUCCAGUGAGUACAGGCCCAAAGCUGCCAAACGCUCCUCAUGUUAACCCCUUUAUUCCCAGAAUCAUCGUUGUGAACCUUCUCGGAAGUUUCUCCAAUGACAACACAUCCUUUCUGAGAUAUGGGCCCAAAAACUGUUGACAGUACUCUAAGUACGGCCUGACUAGUGUCUUAUAAAGACUCAGCAUUAUCCCCUUGCUUUUACAUUCUGUUCCCCUUGAAAUUUUUUACUCAGAGAGUGGUGAGUGUGUGGAACGUUCUGCCGGCAACGGUGGUGGAGGCAGACACGAUAGGGUCUUUUAAGAGACUUUUGGAUAGGUACAUGGAGCUUGAGGGCUAUGGGUAAACCUAGUAAUUUCUAAGGUAGGAACAUGUUCCGCACAACUUUGUGGGCUGAAGGGCCUGAAUUGUGCUGUAGGUUUUUUUAAAAUGCCAACAUUGCAUUUGCCUUCUUUACCACAGACUCAAUCUGUAAAUUAACCUUCUUGCACGAGGACUCCCUUAGUCCCUCAGCACCUGAUGUUUGAACCUCCUCCCCAGUUAGAUAAUAGUCUGCACCAUUGAAAUACCCUGGUUCCCUUGGCUGCGUAAGCCUAGGGAAGACAAUCUCCAAACUCGUGAGAUUGAGGUGCCUCGAUCCCACCCUAAACCCCAGUUUCUGUGGAUACUGUGUCAUUUACUACCCUGUUUCAAAUUAAUGCCAAGAAAUAACAGAUGUUACACUGCAUACGAUUAAAUGAAUUAUGUUUAUGGAUCUUCACUGAAGGGUUAGUGCAGAAUAACAAAAAGAAAAGGGCCCAUUCUAAUUAAACCGUCAAACGUGCACAAGUUGGAGCUCAUCUUGAACUUCUCUGUCGCUCACACACUGGACCCUCAACUGGUCAACGUGAAAGCACACAUCAGCUUCCGAACGUCGCUCGCAGUCCGCCUGGGACAAGCGGGUCUCCCACAGGAUCAUACGCUUCGACUGGUUCUCCCCAGCAUCUUCUCUCUUCAUCUCCUCUCGAACAAAAACCCCAAGCCCAACCUCAGUGUCCCUCCCCUGAAUCCAACUAUUCUAAUUGGAUGGCACACAUUUCUCCUUUCUUAAACAUAAGCUGAAAACAAGCUGCUCAAAAUGAGAUACAUACAGCGUAACAGUAGUAAACAUGAACCAUGGUGUUACACUACUGUUCCAUUUACCAAAAUCCAUUAUCGUACAUUUCCCAAUUCCAUCUGCCACAUUUUUGCUCAUUCUUCCAAUUUGUCUAGGUUCUGCUGGAAUCGCAUUGCUUCCUCAGCACUACCUACUCCCCCACCUACCUUCGUAUCAUCCGCAAACUUUGCCACAAAGCCAUCAAAUCAUUGACAGACAAUGUGAAACGUAGCGGUCCCAAUACUGACCCGAGGAACACCACUAGUCACUGGCAACCAACCAGAAAAGGCCCCUUUAUUCCCACUCGCUGCCUCCUGCCUGUUAGCCACUCCGUUAUCCAUGCCUGUAGCUUUCCUGUAACACCAUAGGAUUUUAUCUUGUUAAGCAGCCUCACGUGAGGCACUUUAUCGAACACCUUCUGAAAAUCCAGGUAAAUGACAUCCACUGCCUCUCCUUUGUCCACCCUGCUUGUUACUUCCUCGAAGAACUCUACAAGAUUUGUCAGGCAAGAUUUCCCUUUACAGAAACCAUGCUAACUUGGACUUAUUUUAUCAUUAGUCUCCAAGUACCCUGAAACCUCAUCCUUAAUAAUGGACUCCAACACUUUCCCAACCACUGAGGUUAAACUAACUGGCCUAUAAUUUCCUAUCUUUUGCCUUCCUCCCUUCUUAAAGAGUGGGGUGACAUUUGUAAUCUUCCAGUCCUCCGGGACCAUGCCAGAACCAAGUGAAUCUUUAAAGAUCAUGACCAAUGCAUCUGUUAUCUCUUUAGCAACCUCUCUCAGGACUCUGGGAAGUAGUCCAUCUGGUCCAAGUGACUUGUCCACCUUCAGACCUUUCAGUUUGCCCAGCACUUUCCAGACAGUCUCCUCUGAUAUCCUGGCCAACUCUUCCAAACCAAAACGACUCCUUCCCCGAUGUCCCGACCAACUCCCCCAAUUUCCUGACCGAUUCCCUCCCGAUAUCCCGACCGGCCCUGCCACUUACAUCAGUCCAGCUACUUCAAUCGACGAGCAGCUCACUGAGGGAGCCCUGCGGUACCCACCGUUCUUGGAGUUGAAUUGUCUUUGGAUCGUAAAAAACAAAUCUCACCAAGUAAAAAGCACCUUUGGUCGGCCCUGAGAGGGCGCUGUGGCUCUCAGUGAAAGUCCAGUUCAUUCUUCCCCCUGUCACUGACUCCCUUCAUCACAAUAAAUGUUCAGUCACCUUA